This is a messenger RNA of Urocitellus parryii (Arctic ground squirrel), 3063 nucleotides long. The record is from RefSeq and is a predicted model, not a curated record. NCBI's taxonomy places the organism in Eukaryota, Metazoa, Chordata, Mammalia, Rodentia, Sciuridae.
GCUGUCGCCUCAGAUUGAAGGCCAUUGAUUUGUAUGUAUUUGUCCCAGUGCCGGAGGCUGCCCCAGCCGCCGGCGUCCGUGCCGCCGCUGCCAGUGGAGUUGGCUCCCUGCUUCCCUAGGGUGGUUCAGGUCCACCAAACAUGUCGGCUCCAGUCGGGCCCCGGGGCCGCUCGGCUCCCACCCCGGCGGCCUCUCAGCCGCCUCCGCAGCCCGAGAUGCCCGACCUCAGCCACCUCACCGAGGAGGAGAGGAAAAUCAUCCUGGCUGUUAUGGAUCGGCAGAAGAAGGAAGAGGAGAAGGAGCAGUCAGUGCUCAAGGUCAAAGAAGAAUACAAACCACAACCGACACAGUGGUUUCCCUUUAGUGGGAUCACUGAACUGGUAAAUAACGUUCUUCAGCCCCAGCAAAAACAACAAAAUGAAAAGGAACCCCAGACAAAACUUCAUCAGCAGUUUGAAAUGUAUAAGGAGCAAGUUAAGAAGAUGGGAGAAGAAUCACAGCAACAGCAAGAACAGAAGGGUGAUGCCCCAACUUGUGGUAUCUGCCACAAAACGAAAUUUGCUGAUGGAUGUGGCCAUAACUGUUCAUAUUGCCAAACAAAGUUCUGUGCUCGUUGUGGAGGUCGAGUGUCAUUACGCUCAAACAAGGAGGACAAAGUGGUUAUGUGGGUAUGUAAUUUGUGCCGAAAACAACAGGAAAUCCUCACUAAAUCAGGAGCAUGGUUUUAUAACAGUGGAUCUAAUAUACCACAGCAAUCUGAUCAAAAAGUUCUUCGAGGACUGCGAAAUGAGGAGGCGCCUCAGGAGAAGAAAGCAAAACUGCGUGAGCAGGCCCAAUUUCAAGGACCCCCAGGUGACUUAUCUGUACCUGCAGUGGAGAAAAGUCGAUCUCAUGGGCUCACAAGACAGGAUUCUAUUAAAAAUGGGUCAGGAAUGAAGCACCAAAUUGCCAGUGACAUAGCUUCAGACAGGAAAAGAAGUCCAUCGGUGUCCAGAGAUCAGAAUAGAAGAUACGACCAAAGGGAAGAAAGAGAAGAAUAUUCGCAGUAUGCUCCUUCAGACAGCGCAAUGCCCAGAUCUCCAUCAGACUAUUCUGAUAGACGAUCUCAACUUGAACCUCAGUUUUAUGAAGAAUCUGAUAAUUUAAAUUAUAGGGAUUCCAACAGGAGAAGUCAUAGGCAUUCCCAAGAAUAUAUUGUAGAUGAUGAGGAUGUGGACAGCAGAGAUGAAUAUGAAAGACAAAGGAGAGAGGAGGAGUACCAGGCCCGCUACAGAAGCGAUCCAAAUUUGGCCCGUUAUCCAGUAAAGCCACAGCCCUAUGAAGAACAAAUGCGUAUCCAUGCUGAAGUGUCCCGAGCACGGCAUGAGAGAAGGCAUAGUGAUGUUUCUUUGGCAAAUGCUGAACUAGAAGAUUCCAGGAUUUCUUUACUAAGGAUGGAUCGACCAUCAAGGCAAAGAUCCAUAUCUGAACGUAGAGCUGCCAUGGAAAAUCAGCGAUCUUAUUCAAUGGAAAGAACUCGAGAAGCUCAGGGACAAAGUUCUUAUCCACAAAGGACCACAAACCAUAGUCCUCCUACCCCUCAGAGGAGUCCAAUACCCAUUGAUAGACCAGACAUGAGGCGUACUGACUCACUAAGGAAACAACACCUAGAUCCCAGCUCUGCUGUGAGGAAAACAAAACGGGAAAAAAUGGAAACUAUGUUGAGGAAUGAUUCUCUCAGUUCAGACCAGUCAGAAUCAGUGAGACCACCACCACCAAAGCCUCAUAAAUCAAAGAAGGGUGGGAAAAUGCGCCAGGUUUCAUUGAGCAGUUCUGAGGAGGAGUUGGCUUCCACACCUGAAUAUACAAGUUGUGAUGAUGUUGAGAUUGAAAGUGAGAGUGUAAGUGAAAAAGGGGACAGUCAAAAGGGAAAAAGAAAAACUAGUGAGCAGGCAGUUUUGUCGGACUCUAACACCAGGUCUGAGAGACAAAAGAAAAUGAUGUACUUUGGUGGCCACUCUUUGGAAGAGGAUUUGGAAUGGUCUGAACCUCAGAUUAAGGACUCUGGGGUAGAUACCUGUAGUAGCACAACCCUUAACGAGGAGCAUAGCCAUAGUGAUAAGCAUCCUGUGACCUGGCAACCAUCUAAAGAUGGAGAUCGCCUAAUUGGUCGUAUUUUAUUAAAUAAGCGACUAAAAGAUGGAAGUGUACCUCGAGACUCAGGAGCAAUGCUUGGUUUAAAGGUUGUAGGAGGAAAGAUGACUGAAUCAGGUCGGCUCUGUGCAUUUAUUACCAAAGUCAAAAAAGGAAGUUUAGCUGAUACUGUAGGACAUCUUAGACCAGGUGAUGAAGUAUUAGAAUGGAAUGGAAGGUUAUUGCAAGGAGCAACAUUUGAGGAAGUAUACAACAUCAUUUUAGAAUCCAAACCUGAACCACAAGUGGAGCUUGUUGUUUCUCGGCCUAUUGGAGAUAUACCUAGAAUACCUGAUAGCACACAUGCACAACUGGAGUCCAGUUCUAGCUCAUUUGAAUCUCAAAAAAUGGAUCGGCCUUCUAUUUCCGUUACCUCUCCCAUGAGCCCUGGCAUGUUGAGGGAUGUUCCACAGUUCUUAUCUGGACAACUUUCAAUAAAACUAUGGUUUGACAAGGUUGGUCACCAAUUAAUAGUUACAAUUCUGGGAGCAAAGGAUCUCCCCUCUCGGGAAGAUGGGCGACCAAGGAAUCCUUAUGUUAAAAUUUACUUUCUUCCAGACAGAAGUGAUAAAAACAAGAGAAGAACAAAAACGGUUAAGAAAACAUUGGAACCCAAAUGGAACCAAACAUUCAUUUAUUCUCCAGUUCAUCGAAGAGAAUUUCGAGAACGAAUGCUGGAAAUUACCCUUUGGGAUCAAGCUCGAGUUAGAGAGGAAGAAAGUGAAUUUUUAGGAGAGAUUUUAAUUGAAUUAGAAACAGCAUUAUUAGAUGAUGAACCACAUUGGUACAAACUUCAGACCCAUGAUGUCUCUUCAUUGCCACUUCCCCACCCUUCUCCCUAUAUGCCACGAAGACAACUCCAUGGAGAGAGCCCAACUCGGAGGUUGCAAA